This is a messenger RNA of Oreochromis niloticus (Nile tilapia), 1769 nucleotides long. It is a transcript of the gene ren, whose product is annotated as renin. The record is from RefSeq and is a predicted model, not a curated record. Gene Ontology annotation, molecular function: aspartic-type endopeptidase activity. Gene Ontology annotation, biological process: angiotensin maturation. Bases 204 to 1400 code for a protein of 398 amino acids. The transcript is spliced from 9 exons. Lineage: Eukaryota; Metazoa; Chordata; Actinopteri; Cichliformes; Cichlidae.
UCCAGGAAAGCUCCCAACCAGAGCCGGGCCCAUGGGUGAGAGCACUUAAAAGAGGGCAUGGUAUAAAAAGAGUUGAGGUGCACGAUAUCGGAGAGAGCGAGAGAGAAGAAGAGACAGCUUUCACAAAACCAGGAAAACCAACUUUUGUAUACAGAACCGACAUCAGCGGCCUGGAUUUUCCUCCUGCCAUCUGAGAAGUCACCAUGGCACUACUGAUAAAUCAGUGGAUAUAUUUGGUUGCUCUAUCACUGACAGUGACCACGAGCCACGCUUUGAGAAGAAUUGCCCUGAAAAAGAUGCCAUCUAUCAGAGAGACUCUGCAGGAGCUGGGGGUUUCUGUUGAGCAGGUGAUGACUGAGCUGGCCCAGAAGAGCAUAGCUGACACCAACAACGGAACUGUUCCCACGCCACUAACCAACUAUUUGGAUACGCAGUACUUUGGAGAAAUCAGUAUUGGCUCUCCGGCCCAGAUGUUCAAUGUGGUGUUUGACACGGGCUCAGCCAACCUGUGGGUGCCCUCGCAAAGCUGCUCACCAUUCUCCACUGCAUGUUUUACUCACAACAGGUAUGAUGCUUCAAAAUCCCGGACUUACAUUGAGAAUGGAACAGGAUUUUCCAUCAAGUAUGCCUCUGGAAAUGUCAGGGGAUUCCUGAGUGAGGAUGUGGUUGUGGUUGGUGGUAUCCCAGUAGUGCAAGUGUUUGCUGAAGCCACGGCUCUGUCUGCCAUGCCCUUCAUCUUUGCCAAGUUUGAUGGAGUGCUGGGGAUGGGAUACCCCAACGUGGCCAUUGAUGGCAUAACCCCGGUGUUCGAUCGUAUCAUGUCUCAACACGUCCUCAAAGAAGAAGUUUUCUCCAUCUACUACAGCAGGUGGGUGGACCCAAAACGUUCCCCAGGUGGAGAGCUUGUCCUCGGUGGAACGGAUCCAAACUACUACACUGGAAGUUUUAAUUAUAUUAACACCAGACAGACAGGCAAAUGGGAACUUACCAUGAAAGGUGUUUCUGUGGGGAGGGAGAUGAUGUUUUGCGCAGAGGGCUGCACAGCUGUGAUCGACACAGGCUCCUCCUACAUCACAGGCCCGGCCUCCUCUGUGUCCGUGCUGAUGAAAACCAUCGGAGCACAGCUGGAUGAAAGUGGAUACAAAGUCAACUGUGAUACUGUGAAGACGUUACCCAGUGUCACGUUCCACCUCGGUGGCCAGGAAUACUCGCUCACACAGGAGGAUUAUAUAUUAUGGCAAUCACAGAUCGAAGGGGAAGUCUGCACCGUUACCUUCAGGGGCUUGGAUGUGCCGCCCCCUACAGGUCCCAUAUGGAUUUUGGGAGCCAACUUCAUUGCACGCUACUACACAGAGUUUGAUCGUCGCAAUAAUCGGAUAGGGUUUGCCACAGCAGUCUAACAGGAAUUUAAAUAUUCACCACAUUGUUCUGUUGUCUUGUUGUUUUCGCUGCUAUCUCCCGAUGUUUUUAAUUUUAGUCCGGGUCUUCCCCUGCUUGGUUUUUACAUGAACACAUGAUCUGAAUAAGUCAUAUUAUAGAAAUUAUAAGGGAUGCAUAUUAAGGAAUGUCAUCCUCACAUUUCUUGCAUGCAUGCAUUCCUAUUCUAUAUUUGGGAACCAGCUGCACUAAACCCCUUCUGAAUAUGCAUUCACCAACAAAUACAAUGUUUCUUUCUGUGUGACUCGCUUAUUAUAUUUGUCAUACAGCCACAACUGAAUUAUAUAUCUAUAUUGUUCUGACGAAACAAUAAAAUUGAAGAUUCAACUUGA